Messenger RNA from Bombus impatiens (common eastern bumble bee), 1611 nucleotides. RefSeq names its product ubiquitin-conjugating enzyme E2-22 kDa (gene Ubc4). NCBI's taxonomy places the organism in Eukaryota, Metazoa, Arthropoda, Insecta, Hymenoptera, Apidae. Gene Ontology annotation, molecular function: ubiquitin conjugating enzyme activity; protein binding. The record is from RefSeq and is a predicted model, not a curated record. The transcript has 5 exons. Gene Ontology annotation, cellular component: nucleus. Gene Ontology annotation, biological process: proteasome-mediated ubiquitin-dependent protein catabolic process; protein polyubiquitination. The coding region runs from base 278 to 877 and encodes 199 amino acids.
AGACAAAAUUCAAAAGGGUGAACACGAGCGAGUGACAGUCAACUUUUCUCAUCAAUGUGGCGCCGGCAGUGAUUAAAUGAUAAAUUGGAUGUAUCCGUGAGCGGAGAUUUUAGUAUAGAACACGAGUUAGAACGUUCGUUUUUCUAAGUAGAGAGAGAGAGUAAACCCAAAUACUAAUACCUUAAAGGUUUUGUGCACGUUGACGCAUUCAGCGAACUUCGUUAAUCUAUUCGAAUGACGAUGACAGUGUACUGACUGUCUCACCGAUUCGGAAGCUAUGGCGAACAUCGCGGCAUUGAGAAUCCAACGCGAAUUUAAAGAGGUUAUAAGAAGCGAGGAGGUUGCAAAAUGUGCAAUCAAAGUCGAAUUGGUAAAUGAUAGUUUUACUGAACUAAAAGGUGAGAUAGCGGGCCCGCCAGAUACACCAUAUGAGGGAGGUAAUUUUGUGCUCGAGAUUAAAGUUCCCGAGACAUAUCCCUUCAAUCCUCCUAAAGUACGAUUCAUAACAAAAAUAUGGCACCCUAAUAUAUCUUCCGUAACAGGUGCUAUAUGUUUAGAUAUAUUGAAAGACCAGUGGGCUGCUGCUAUGACUUUACGUACAGUACUGCUAUCAUUACAAGCUUUACUAUCUGCAGCAGAACCAGAUGAUCCACAAGAUGCAGUAGUGGCUAGGCAAUAUAAAGAGCAUCCAGAAAUGUUUCGUCAAACUGCCAAACAUUGGACAUAUGUAUAUGCAGGUGGACCAGCAAAGAUGCCUGAUUUAGAUGAUAAAAUAAGGCGACUAACAGAUAUGGGUAUUGAGGAACAUAAUGCAAGAGUUGCUUUAUCUUCAUACAAUUGGGAUUUGGAACGUGCCACUGAGCAGCUCUUCAGUUAGUGAUAACUGUAUAGUUAAUCUGUCAUAUAAAAGCACUGCUCAUUUUGUCAUUACAAAACUUCUGUAACACCAUGCCCAAUUACUGAUACCAUAGCAGUUUCAUAAUCAAAUUCAGCACCUGUAACGACAAUAUUUCAAUGGCAAAAAAAUUCACAGGAAAUUCAUUUCAAUAACCUUAAACAAUACUCAUUUAUUUAACGUGUAAAAUAGGCAUGAAGAAACAGUAAUUAAUAAAAUCUAUUAAGUCCAACUUAAUAGCACACUUAAAAAAAACUGUAUGAAAAGUAUGUCAUUCUUCAUCUUACGUUUAUUAAAAGUUUAAAAAUGUUAUUUAAGCCAUAAUGCAUUUAUCAUUUUUUUCUUUUUAACAAAAACAUAGUUUUAUAUGUUAAACAUUUAUUAAAUCUCUUUGUACAAAUUACUGUAUAUUUCUAAAUUUCUUAUUGGGCGUUUCUCUUUAUGUCAUUGUAUUUGGUGAUAUAUUUUUUUCUUUUCAGUGAAAAAAUGUUUGCAUGAAAUAGUACUUAGUAAACUUUUCGUUUUGUUUUUAUAAAUCAAUAUCUACUCUGUAUGCUUUAUUACAUUAAAAUGAAAACCACGAUUAGUUUAUACUUUUAUUAUUAGAUUUUAGUAGAUUUCUUUAAGCCACAAAGAGGUUUAUCUAUUUAGAUCUGAUUGUACAUUAUUGAAAUAGAUACCAACCUGUUAGCGUUAAAAGGGAUUUGUAAAAAAAA